Drosophila navojoa is the source of this 981-nucleotide messenger RNA. RefSeq names its product Tyrosine-protein kinase Src42A (gene Src42A). Gene Ontology annotation, molecular function: protein binding; protein tyrosine kinase activity; ATP binding. The record is from RefSeq and is a predicted model, not a curated record. NCBI's taxonomy places the organism in Eukaryota, Metazoa, Arthropoda, Insecta, Diptera, Drosophilidae. Gene Ontology annotation, biological process: protein phosphorylation.
AUAUAUAUAGGAAAUUCAAUUCAAUUCAAAUCAAUUUGCAAAAAUCGCGCUACAUAAAAAAAAAACUUUGUUGCACGCGUGCGCGGCAUGUUGGCAUACUUAUAGCUGCAACUGUUUUUCUUUGUUCAACAGUGGCUCUAAAUAACGUUCGUCUCUCUAUAUCUAUACGUAUGUGUCAAAUAUAUAUGUGAGUGUGUGUGCGGUGUGUGUGUGUGUGUGCUGGUGUGCAUAAGUGCACUUACAUUGUGAUAUGGAGCAACAGCAGCACGCGUCUUAGCAACAUUUCUUAGCUUAGCUACAUGUUGCUACAACAUACAUACGAUCAAAAGUUUGUUGCCCGCUCGCUCGCACAGUCUCCGGCAAAAAAAGGGAGAUUGACAAAACACUUUGUGCCGAGCGUCGUACAUUGAACUACUGUUAUUGUGUUGUAGGUAUUGGUAUUGGUGUUGUGGUUGUGUAAUCCGAGCAAGAUGACCACCAUGCCCGUGGUCUGGUGCACCGAUCCCAAUUCGGUGAACAACAAGCCAACGGCCUUUGCCCUGCAUGGCAUACAGCUGCAGGGCAAUGUGACCGAGAAGCAGGUGAAUGCAUUGCGCGAGCUGGUGAAUGCAGCGGCCGAGGGACGCCUCAUACUGCCCUCGGACGGUACGUUUAUGCUGCUGGACAGCGGCCUCAGUAUCGAGAGCUCCAUAUUGGCGGGCAGCAAGCAGACGGCGAACGAGGGCAGCCAGGUGGAUGCGCCCAAGAAUGCCAAGAAUACGUAUAUAUUGAUGCCGGUGAGCAAUAAGAGUGCAACAGCAGAAGGAAUUGCUACAGCAGCAGCAGCAGGAGCAGCAGCAGCAGCAACAGUUGCAAGCAUAUGCCAAAAUGGCCAGCAGGAAUAACAGUUGCAGCUCCAGCGUCAGCUCCAGUGCCACAUAUAAGCGUAAUUUUAAAAUCUAUGAUAAGCUAGUGUACGGCACCAUCUACGAUAUAAUACAG